Magnolia sinica is the source of this 1188-nucleotide messenger RNA. RefSeq names its product receptor-like protein EIX2. Lineage: Eukaryota; Viridiplantae; Streptophyta; Magnoliopsida; Magnoliales; Magnoliaceae. The transcript has a single exon. Bases 1 to 1188 code for a protein of 395 amino acids. The record is from RefSeq and is a predicted model, not a curated record. Gene Ontology annotation, molecular function: protein binding.
AUGAGUUCCUUAACUGUCCUUGACCUUUCCCGAAACAAUAUAGGUGGUAUCAUUCCACUGAGAUUGGGUAAUUGUGUAGCCCUUGAGGCACUUGAUUCGAGCAAGAACAGGUUAUCAGGAGGAAUACCCAGGUCUUUGGGUCUGCUACGUCGACUCCAAACAAUGCAAUUGAGCAACAAUAGCCUAUCGGGAGAAGUCCCUUCAUCACUGAAGAAAUGUACUAGUUUGGAGACUCUCAACCUUGGACAGAACAAUUUCUCGGGUCAUAUUCCCACUUGGAUUGGCAAAAGUUUUCCAGCUUCAAGGAUUUUGAGUUUACGAGCCAAUAUGUUUACUGGUAACAUCCCGCCACAAUUAUUAAACCUAACUUCUCUUCAGGUCCUUGAUGUGGGACAAAAUUGUUUAUCUGGUUUAAUUCCCCAAAGAUUUGAAAAUCUCAUUGCAAUGAAAAAUGAGCGGAAGAUCAGCCGCUUUUUUUACGAUGGAAAGUCAGGAUUAUAUUACAAGGAAAACUUACUUGUGUUUGUGAAGGGGCAGAUGCUUGAAUACACUCGAACAAUUUCACUGGUUACAUGCAUGGACCUUUCAAGCAAUAACUUAUCUGGAGAGAUUCCUGAAGGACUCACAAGUCUUUUGGGACUGCGUAUCUUAAACUUAUCUAGAAACCAUUUGACUGGAAAGAUUCCAGACAAGAUUAGUAAAUUGGCAUUGCUGGAGUCUCUAGAUUUCUCCAAAAAUCAGCUUUCAGGUACAAUUCCUCAGAGCAUGUCAAAUUUAACUUUUCUAAGUCACUUGAACUUGUCUAAUAACGACUUGUUUGGGAGAAUUCCAUCUGGAAAUCAGCUCCAGACACUUGAAGAUCCAUCUAUUUAUAUCGGCAACAGUGGACUCUGUGGACCUCCUCUUACAGAUAAGUGUUUCAAUGAUGAGACAUCUCAAUGUCCAAUGCCUGCCAGGGGUGACAUAGAAAAGGAUGAAGAGGAGUAUGAAAUGCUUUGGUUUUACUCUUCCACGGGACUCGGAUUUGUCACAGGGUUUUGGGCCUUCUGCGGCGUUUUAAUUCUCAAGAAGUCUUGGAGGAUUGUGUAUUACCACUACUUUGAUGAUGUGAAAGAUAGACUUUAUUAUAACUGGUGCCACUUUACAGGAUGUUGGAUUGAAGAAGUUUCAAAGAAAUUCAGGUCAUGA